This is a messenger RNA of Schistosoma haematobium, 1342 nucleotides long. RefSeq lists its product as uncharacterized. The transcript is spliced from 4 exons. The record is from RefSeq and is a predicted model, not a curated record. Bases 268 to 606 code for a protein of 112 amino acids. NCBI's taxonomy places the organism in Eukaryota, Metazoa, Platyhelminthes, Trematoda, Strigeidida, Schistosomatidae.
GCCAAAAUGAAACAGCGGGCAGAUUCGAAAGACUCUGACGUUUUAUGUGCCAUCAAUGAAAGACAAUAUUCAACGACACCAAAGCGUUUAGAGGUGACGACUAUACGUAUCAUCAUUUGAAUUUUGAUUGCCGUGUAAAACAAUAGCUUUUUGAUUGAACUUUUUCAGAAGAUAUUCCUUGACAAAAUCAAACAAGCAACUAUUUAGUCAAUCGUCCAGCUUUGCAUUAAUAUUUCCUAUAUCAUUACACAGCGUUCAAGAUUAGUAAUGAAUGAUCAACAGUCUGUUGGUGGAAAAUUAUCCCAAUCCGUGCACUUUAGUGAUGGUGUUUUCGAUCUCACUGAUGAACACAAUGAAGAGUGCUCGGACUCAUCCAAGUCUAACAAUAUUCUGUUGCGUGUUAUUGAUUGGUGUGGGGAAAAGUUGGCAUGGAGUUUUGGCAUUUCCUCACCGAAAUAUUAUUAUAUAAUUGAGAAUGCCAAAAUGAGAGCGUCAGAAAGAGAUUUCAUUGACUUGGGUGAUAUGGAUGAUCCACAUGUCGCCAUUCUUCAGUGUUCGGUGCCAAAUAAAAACUAUACUCAUCCAUCAGUUCUUUCAUCUGGCUAAACGUAUCGUGAAUAGUUUGACUAAUUUUUCUUGAAUCUUUGUGACUUUUCAUUGUUUAUUUACUAUCUAUAAAACAAUCCAGCCCUUAAAGUAGUAUUGUCAGAUAUUCUAUCACAUGUAGAAUAUAUCAUAUUGUUUUAAGUAUUUAUAUAAUUCACUAUGAACGUACUAAUUACUUUCUGGCUGUAAUUUUUGUACAAUUUUAUCUUCUGUUAAAAAUGUGUAAAAGAUGCUUAUUUAUUGUAUACUUCAGAAGUGGUUUUUCCUUUGCUUAUUGAUACAUAUAUUUCAUCAUAUACUUUGUAGGCAUUGCUUUUUUGUAACAAUUAUAUUGCAUCAUUGUAUAAUUUACUUUUUCAUUCUGUCGACAAAUUAUUGAAACUCAAUUAUCAAACAACACAAGGUCACGUAAUUCAACUUCAAACAUGAAGUAUUAUGUUAGGACAAAUUCUUUGUUGCCCGAACCGAAGUGGAUAGAUCGUGGCUCAAAUCUUUGAUACGCUGAUGAAAAGUCAGAUCUUAACCAUUAAGCCACAGCACCAAUCUAUCGUAUAAUAUAUAUGAUUUGACUUUUCUGACAUCCGAACAAGAUUCAGCGUAAUUAUAACACUUUAAUGAAUUAUUGAUAGCAAUUCUUCCACUUAGUAAGAAUAAACUUAGUAGUAAUUUUUUGAUUGAGAUCAUGAAUCAAUUGAUGUUAGACCACCGUUGGAAACCUGGAAGCACUGGACGGCCG